This is a messenger RNA of Cutaneotrichosporon oleaginosum, 1617 nucleotides long. The record is from RefSeq and is a predicted model, not a curated record. Lineage: Eukaryota; Fungi; Basidiomycota; Tremellomycetes; Trichosporonales; Trichosporonaceae.
AUGGCCACAGCAGCACAACCCCUAUCCGGUGCGGCCGAAGGCAAGCCUCACGCCGACUCGAUCUCGUCACACGACCUCGAGCACGAUGAGGAGCGUAUCCAUGGCUACAGCAUCCGUGCCCAGCUCGAGGGCUGGCACGCAAACCGUGGCUCGAAAAGCAUCGCUCGCGCCAUCAUACCCCCUUGGUGCCCCGAGAAAAGCGAGCCCACGGAGCUCAACCCUCUCAAGUUUCUCAAGGAGCUCACCUGGCUUAACUGGGCCUUGUUCUUGUGCGGAUGGUGGGCGUGGACAUGCGACGGCUUCGACUACUUCGCCGUAUCCGUUACUCUCACCGAACUCGGCAAGGUCUUCGGCAAGAGCGACUCACAGAUGAGCUUCGCUAUCACGCUCACGCUGCUCUUCCGCUCGCUCGGCGCCCUCAUCUUCGGCGUCCUCGCGGACCGCUUCGGGCGCAAGUGGACGCUCACGGCGAACAUGCUUAUCAUCGCUGCCCUGCAGCUCGGCUCGGGCUUCGUCACCAAUUACUCCCAGUUUCUUGGUGUUCGCUCUGCCUUCGGUAUCGCGAUGGGUGGCGUCUGGGGACAGGCUGCAGCCACGUCGCUGGAGAAUGUCCCCGCCGCCUCGCGUGGCUUCUUCUCCGGCAUUGUCCAGCAAGGCUACACUAUCGGGUACCUUCUCGCGGCUGUUAUCAACAUGACGGUCGGUACGUACUCCGCACCAAAGUGGCGCUCGCUAUACUUCAUCGGCGCGGGCUUCUCGGCAGCGGCAGCCAUCUUCAGGAUGUGCCUCCCUGAAUCGCAGCAGUUCCUGCGCGCGCGCGAGGAGCAGAAGGCUUCCGGGGUCAGCCUCAGCGGCAAGGAAGCGGCACGCCAGUUCUUCCGUGAAGUUGGGCACAUGCUUCGCUCCAACUGGAUCCGUUGCAUCUGGGCGAUCUGCAUCAUGACCGGAAUGAACUUCUUCUCGCACGGCUCACAGGAUCUCUACCCGACGUACCUCACCAAAACCAAGGGUCUGAACAAACACAACGAGAGCGUCGCGGUCAUCAUCGCCAACUGCGGCGCCAUCGCCGGCGGCCUCUUUGGCGGCUACAUCUCCCAGAUCAUUGGUCGCCGUUGGGCCCUCAUCUUACUUUGCCUCUGGACGGCCCCCUGGAUCCCUCUGUGGAUCAUUCCCGACUCGUUUGGCGGCCUGGCUGCCGGAGGGUUCUUUGUUCAGUCCGGUGUGCAGGGCGCUUGGGGGGUCAUCCCGAUCUACCUCUCUGAGGUCUCGCCGCCCGCGUUCCGCGCAUCCUUCGCGGGCCUCGCAUACCAGCUCGGCAACAUGGCUUCGGCGGGUGCCGCGCAGAUCGAGGCCGACGCCGGUCACCACCUCCGCACCAUCGUCAAAGGAAAGGAACUGCCCGACUAUGCCACCAUCUUUGGCAUUCUCCUCGGUGUCAUCAUCGCCUACUUGCUUAUCACGACCCUUCUUGGUCCCGAUGCCGACGCUUCGAACUUUGAGGAGGCCAAGGUCGCAACGCAGGCUGGCGCUGGCAACACUGUUGCGGCUCAGCGCACGGGGCGGCGGUGGGACACGCCAAGGAGACGGGCCAGCAUAUUGAAAAGCGUGCUGAGGUAG